This is a messenger RNA of Linum tenue, 1547 nucleotides long. The record is from the annotation of a GenBank genome assembly. Lineage: Eukaryota; Viridiplantae; Streptophyta; Magnoliopsida; Malpighiales; Linaceae.
AUUGUUUCGUCUUUUCCCCCCUCCUCUGCUGGCGAAGGAAAGAAAGCGAUCGAGCAGAACCGCCGGCGACUGUAGGCGGUGAAGGAGCUGCAUCUUCCGGAGGCGUAAGCUUGAUUCAAAGAGCAAGGUGUGCGAUUCUUUUCGGCCAAGAUUGAGCAAGAUGCCAAGAACAAGGUCCACUGUUUUUCUGAGGAGCUUCAACGCCGCACACCAGGCAGUAGAAGCUGCCAACUGGAACAACGGUUGGAAUGAAGAAGGUGCGGAUAAAUGGUGGAGCAACGAAGAGGUUGAUGUGGCAGACCUGACACGAGUUGCUGUCCGCAGAGCUGGAAUUGUGACCCGACUGAAGCAUGUGAUUUUGAAAGACUUGAAUGAUGUUGCCGCUUUGGCAUGUGUUGAUACUUACCGCCGCCUCCAUCAAACGUUCGAUUACCAAGUCAGCAUGUAUCCGAUGGGGUAUAGCAGGUAUAGGGUUUACAGAGGUGUGAGCUCAGAUCUAAACAACGAGAUCUGUGAUGCCAUGGGACGCAAUGGAUUCAUUGUCGAUUUUCAGUGUCCUCGGAAUAUAUCAAAUGUGGCUUUGAAGGCAUACUCUUCUGCAUGGAGCAAGUACAGCGCAGCACAGGAUUUGGUGGCGAAGCACCGUAGGUCGCUAAUCGAUGCAAUUUUAUAUCCCAACAGGUACAUUGAGCUGCCUUCUGAGUUUGGGGAGGACCCAGACGGUUAUGUUGAAUCUCGUAGGUCGCUAAUCGAUGCAAUUUUAUAUCCCAACAGGUACAUUGAGCUGCCUUCUGAGUUUGGGGAGGACCCAGACGGUUAUGUUGAAUCUCUAAGGCAGAGGGUGACUGAAUGUGCUGUAAGGUGUCUGAAGAUGAGAACAAUCCUUCUCAUGCACCCGGGGGACGAGAAACGCCUCUGCAGUCUCCUCGUCUAUCGUGAUAGUUUUCUCCAUCCUCCGGACUAUGAAGGGGAGGCGCUACCUGCCCGAGACUUCUACCAUUUCGAGGUGUAUAAGCACGUGAAUGACCCGAAUCUCUUGCAUACAUUUUAUGAAGCCCUACGUCUCAUUCGUUACGGUAUGCAUUACCAUGGAGCAAACUACAAGAUGCCCCCUGCUUUGAAGUCACCAGGUGCUGAGUUUGUCUAUGCCUGAUUGACAGAGGGGAGGGAAACGGAUUGUUGGUACUGAAUUUGUCUAUGCAUGAUUGACAGAGGCAGGUGCUGAAUUUGUCUAUGUUUGAUUGACAGCGGGGAGGGAAACGGAUUGUUGGUACUGAUUUUGUCUAUGUUUGAUUGACAGUGGGGAGGGAAACGGAUUGUUGGUACUAAAUUUGUCUAUGCUUGAUUGACAGUGUGGAGGGGAACAGAUUGUUUGUACUGAGAUUGUCUAUGCUUGAUUGAUAGAGGGGAGGGGAACGGAUUGUUUGUUGUUUGUGUCGGUUUUCUUGUAAAGCGUGAGAUUUGUCUCUGUGUCCAAAUUUGAGAGGGAGGGAAACCCCUCAGUCUCUCCACUCUCGUCUUUUUUUACACAGGUUUUAUAUCUCUAU